Messenger RNA from Rhododendron vialii, 1710 nucleotides. RefSeq names its product cytochrome P450 724B1-like. Gene Ontology annotation, biological process: sterol metabolic process. The record is from RefSeq and is a predicted model, not a curated record. Gene Ontology annotation, molecular function: oxidoreductase activity, acting on paired donors, with incorporation or reduction of molecular oxygen; monooxygenase activity; iron ion binding. The coding region runs from base 109 to 1578 and encodes 489 amino acids. NCBI's taxonomy places the organism in Eukaryota, Viridiplantae, Streptophyta, Magnoliopsida, Ericales, Ericaceae. The transcript is spliced from 9 exons.
CUAUUUGGUACUAAAAAAAAGUUCCACUCCACUCCCCUUCAUUUCCUUUACUUCCACAACCCCAUACAAAAAUCAGCCCAGAGAGUAUCCAAACAAAGCCUAACGUCCAUGGCCGGAUGUUUUUGGUUAGUCCCAUCGAUUGGUUUUGUUGGGUUUAUUUUGGGUCUCAUUUUAAACCAUUUUCUGCCCUUGUUCUUCAACCUUGGUCCUCUACCUAAAGGGUCCUUUGGGUGGCCUCUACUUGGUGAAACCCUAUCCUUUCUCAAGCCUCACCCUUCCAACUCUAUUGGAGCAUUUCUUCAUGACCAUUGUUCUAGGUAUGGGAAAGUGUUCAAGACCCAUCUGUUCUUCUCCCCAACGGUGGUGUCCUGUGACCAAGAGCUGAACUACUUCAUACUGCAAAACGAAGACAAGCUGUUCCAGUGCAGCUAUCCGAAGCCCAUCCAUGGGAUUCUUGGGGAGGUUUCAAUGCUUGUGGCAGUGGGUGACACCCACAGGAGGCUUCGGAAUGUCGCUCUUUCGCUUGUCGCCACUAUCAAAUCUAAGCCUGAGUUUCUCGGGGAUAUAGAAAGAAUCGCCGUUCGGAUUUUGGAUUCGUGGAAGGGAAGGCAACAAGUCAUGUUCUGUGCGGAGGCCAGAAAGUUCACUUUCAAUGUAAUAGUAAAGCAGGUUCUGGGUUUAACACCAGAUGAGCCACAGACUACAAAAAUUCUUGAAGAUUUCCUGACUUUCAUGAAAGGGCUGAUUUCUUUACCUCUCAAUGUUCCUGGGACUCCUUAUGCAAGAGCUGUUAAGGCUAGAAGAAGAAUAUCUUCCACUGUCAAGGCAAUCAUAGAAGAAAGAAGAAGAUCAAGAAGAAGAAGUAGUGGUCAUGGUGGUGGAAAGUAUCCUAACAAAAGGAGUACAAGGAGUGGUACUAAUGGUCAUGACUUCCUUGAGAUACUUCUGGGUGUUGAAUCCUUAUCUGAAGAUGAAAAAGUUAGCUUUGUUUUGGAUUCUCUUUUGGGAGGCUAUGAAACCACUUCUGUCUUGAUGGCCAUGCUGGUUCAUUUCCUUGGUCAAUCACCUGCUGCCCUUGCACAGCUUAAGCUAGAGCAUCGGACUAUAAGGAGCAUGAAGGGGGAAGAUGAGCUUCUGAACUGGGAAGAUUACAAGAAAAUGGAUUUCACUCAAAAUGUAAUUACUGAAGCUCUGAGAUAUGGGAAUGUUGUAAAAUUUGUGCACCGAAAGGCUCUCAAAGACAUCAAAUUUAGAGAUUACUUAAUUCCCUGUGGUUGGAAGGUCCUACCAGUUCUGAGUGCAGUUCACUUAGACCCAUCUCUCCAUUCAGAUGCUCUCCAGUUUCAUCCUUGGAGAUGGGAGACCCAGGACCAGACAUGCAAAAAAUUUACUCCCUUUGGUGGAGGGUCAAGAUGCUGCCCAGGGUCUGAACUUGCUAAGGUAGAGGUCGCAUUCUUCCUCCACCACCUUGUCCAAAAAUUCAGAUGGAGAACUGAAGAUGGUGAUCAACCCCUUGCACAUCCUUAUGUGGAAUUUCAAAAAGGAUUGGUACUAAAAUUGGAACAAUGUUCCAUUUGACUGCCUAACAAGAGAACUCUUCUUUUCCAUGUUACAUGGAAAUCUUUUUUUUGUUUGGGUUAAGUUUUUGCAGAGAGUUGUAAUUUGAUCUUCACUUAUAAUAGUAGGAGUAAAAAAAACUCCCUUUCUGUA